Orbilia oligospora ATCC 24927 is the source of this 1281-nucleotide messenger RNA. RefSeq lists its product as uncharacterized. The coding region runs from base 1 to 1281 and encodes 426 amino acids. NCBI's taxonomy places the organism in Eukaryota, Fungi, Ascomycota, Orbiliomycetes, Orbiliales, Orbiliaceae. Gene Ontology annotation, cellular component: nucleus. The transcript has 3 exons. Gene Ontology annotation, biological process: peptidyl-lysine monomethylation. Gene Ontology annotation, molecular function: protein-lysine N-methyltransferase activity. The record is from RefSeq and is a predicted model, not a curated record.
AUGUCUGAAACAGCAAUCAUCCACUGGCUUUCGCACAAUGGAGUAGAAGUCCAUCCUUCAAUACAAAUAUCCCGGUCUCCUUCUGGCGAACAAAUCAUUAAUAACAUACCCGCCUCAACAACUUUGCUAAACAUCCCUGCUUCUGCUAUUAUAACUGCGACAAACAGCUCUCUUCUCGAGCGUAUUCCAUCCUUGGCAGAAAAGUCACAAUGGACUAUUCUAAUCCUCAUAAUAAUGUACGAAGCUUCAAAGCCAGAUUCACAAUGGCGGAGCUAUUUUGAUAGCAUGCCAACAGAGUUUGAUACUCUAAUGUAUUGGUCUCAAGACGAAUUGAAAGAACUCGAAGGGUCAGCCGUAUUGAACAAAAUUGGCAAGGAAGAGGCGGAGGCAAUGUAUUUGGAGGAGAUCAAGACAUUUGUUGAUGCUAACGGAGACGUAUUCGGAGGAGUUGAUGUUUCAUUGGAGGCAUUUCAUAAAGCUGGAUCAUGGAUCAUGGCAUUUUCGUCGGAUUUCGAGAAGCCAGGGCAUACUCGAGAUGAAGACGCCAUGGAUGAUGACGAUGACGACGAAUAUGACUCCUUGGAUACGGACAAAGUUUUGGUUCCCUUCGGAAAUCUGAUUCAAAUUGAUUGCAAUUUGGCGAAUUGCGAAUUCUUGCCAUCGGAGGGUUCGGUAUCUCUAGUUUCUACGAGGGAUAUAUCAACGGGGACAGCUCUCUACAGCGACCCCGGUCCGGUUCCUCGAUCUGAUCUACUCCGCCGGGUUGGCAGGUACCCUCAAUCGUCAACACAGCACGAUGUGAUCGAAAUAGAUUCUACACUACUCAUAUCUGUUGCCGGAAAGAACCUUUCGGAUAGUACACGUGACUCCAGGAUAGAAAGGCUAGUCGAAGAAGAACUACUUGAGGAUUCAUACGAUAUCGAGGCAGAUGGCGGGAUAUCUUCUGAGAUACUCAUUGUGAUCCAGGCAUUUUCAGUUGAUGAUGAGACUUUCCGGUCUUAUGCGACUGAAGAGAAGUUCCCAAAGGCGAAGAAGGAUGCUAGGACCAGGGACGUUAUCCUCGAAGUUAUUCAAAAAAGGAGGGAGGGUUUUGCAACAUCGAGAGAAGAAGAUAUAGCGAUUUUGGGAAAUUCAGGAGAGGCUCUUGGGAGAAGGAAUAGGAUGGCUGUUGAGGUUCGAUUAGGGGAAAAGGAAAUUUUGAGAAAGAUGGAGGAAGUAGUCAGGUCGUGGGCUGACACCACAGAGAACCAGAGUAGGAGUGCGAAGAGGCAGAAGAGGUAA